Molecule: messenger RNA, 1515 nt
Organism: Daktulosphaira vitifoliae (grape phylloxera)
Lineage: Eukaryota; Metazoa; Arthropoda; Insecta; Hemiptera; Phylloxeridae
Exons: 1
Coding region: 1-1515 (504 amino acids)
Source: RefSeq, a predicted model, not a curated record
AUGUCAACAGACGGAGUGGAGAUUGUAGGUUUCUGUGAUGCUUCUCAAUUCGCAUACGGAGCAUGUUUAUAUGUUCGCUCAAAAACAAGUAAUGGAGAGUGGUCAUCUUGCUUACUCUGUUCAAAAUCUAUAGUAGCCUCACUUAAACAUGUGUCAAUUCCUCGGCUUGAAUUGAAUGCGGCACUUUUGUUAGCUCAACUUUGUCGUAAGGUCGGAGCGGCGUUAAGGCUUAAUGUGUCAAAAUUUAUACUGUUCUCAGACUCCACUAUUGUACUCACAUGGAUAAAUCGUAUGUCUGGGACGUUGGCCACAUAUGUUGGAAACCGUGUAUUGAAAAUUCACGAUAUUACAUCACCUCAUCAAUGGAAACAUGUCAGAACUAAUCAAAAUGCAGUAGAUCUUAUAUCGAGAGGACUGACGGUAAAUCAACUUUCAUCUUCAACAAUGUGGUGGACAGGUCCAGAGUUUAUAAAGGGACCACAAGAAGAAUGGCCAAGUAGCACUUUUGAAUUGCUUGAGAAUCCGCCAGAAAUAAAAAGGACCAAAUUGGUGUUAACAUCCUGUAAAACUGACAACACAUUACUACAGCGGUAUUCAAGUUGGGACGUAUUAUUACGCAUUACUGCAUGGAUCUUACAGUAUAUAGGAAAUUUUAGAAAACGUAUACGUGAAAAAAGGGUCAACUCUGAUAAUGGAUUAGAGUUGAAAGAGUGUCCAACAAUACGGCUUAGUGCCUCGGAUCUUCAAGAGGCAGCUAUCAGAUGGUACAAAAUUGCACAACAAGAUGAUUUUCAUCAGGAAAUUAAUGAUCUACAGGAAAACCGUGAGUUGAAGAAGGGAAGUUCAAUUCGAGGACUGUCACCUUGGUUAGAUGAAUUAAAACUUCUUAGAGUAGGUGGUAGACUAAAAAAUGCUAACAUCAAUUUCAAUCAAAGGCAUCCAGUAUUACUUUCAUCAAAUCACUAUUAUGAUACUAACUAUUAUNAUCCAGUAUUACUUUCAUCAAAUCACCGAGUAACUAUUAUGAUUGCUGAGGCUCAACACAAAAAGUUGUUACAUGCUGGACCACAUCUGCUAUUGAGCCAGUUACGACAAACAAUUUGGCCACUUAAUGGAAAGAUUCUAGUGAACAAAAUUGUGCGAAAUUGCAGACAAUGUUUUCAAAUAAAACCGGUAAUUUCUCAACCAUCAAUGGGACAGCUUCCCAGCACAAGAGUAAAUUCAGAACGAGCCUUUGCUGUAACAGGUAUCAAUUUUUGUGGACCAAUAAUGGUGCGGUCUGGGUUUGGAAAAAAUACUAAAAAGGAAAAGGCUUAUGUUGUACUAUUCGUUUGUUUUACAUCUAAAGCAAUUCAUUUAGAAUUAGUGGUUUAUCUUCAGAAAAAUUUGUUGCUGCACUUCGAAGAUUUAUAUCUAGAAGAUGAAUUUGUCGAGAAAUACACAGCGAUAAUGCAACUAAUUUUAAAGGAGCGAAACGAGAACUGCAGGAUCAUUUUUAGCAAGUCAGAGAAGUAG